Messenger RNA from Stylophora pistillata, 5328 nucleotides. Its product is annotated as epidermal growth factor receptor kinase substrate 8. Gene Ontology annotation, molecular function: actin binding. The record is from RefSeq and is a predicted model, not a curated record. Gene Ontology annotation, cellular component: plasma membrane. Gene Ontology annotation, biological process: regulation of Rho protein signal transduction; Rho protein signal transduction. NCBI's taxonomy places the organism in Eukaryota, Metazoa, Cnidaria, Anthozoa, Scleractinia, Pocilloporidae.
CUCAUGCUUCACGCGCCGUACCGGAAAUUCAUUCAUCGUGAAGUAGUCGACGAUUGUCCACGGUCUCUUGAAGCGGAACUCUCUAGAGAAGAAAUAUCGGCAAUGGUAAGGAAUUAAGGUCGGUCAGACUAACAACUCGUCGACGAAGAUAUUGUGUGUAGCUUUUCGUGGAAGCUCGUUAGGUCAGGUAUAAUAAGUGGUCAAUGAAUGGUGAUAUAGGACGCAGAGGUGACUCCAGUCCCACUGACAGUGGAGUAGAUACCCGCGAGUGGGAGGAAACUCACAGAGCAGGACCAAGAAUGUCCCUAGAACCUUACAAUUAUGGAAGUGACUCCUCCUGGUCAAAUCUAAAUGGGGUAGAAGUAAAGAAAAAUGGUUCUUACAAGGGAAAGGCUCUAACUUUGAACAAUAAUGUUGAUCCAAGAAAGUCUCCUAAGAACUCCCCUAAACUGGGAGUGCGUGAUGAUCAAAAGAAGCCUGUUCAAGCUGCAAGUCAGUUUCCUGCAAGAACAAAUUUCCUUUUAGAGCACCUUUCGUCUUUUACCCUCAAGACCCCACAGGAAGCUCAAGUGCCAGCUAAAGAGAGACUUCAGCAAACAAAGGAAUUGCUAGCAAAAGGCAACCAGUGGACAAAAGAAAUGGAGAUGAGAUUGACAGACACUGACGUGGUGCUUUUGGAUGGAGAGACACAGGAUGUGGUGGAAGUGUUUUCAUUGACCACUGUAGGCCAUGUACAUCAUUUUACUGAUGACCCUGAUCUGAAUAGUGUGUUGGUAUUCAACACUCUGCAGACAGAGAAUAAAUUUGCUGCUAUGCAUCUGUUUCAGUCAGACAGGGUUCCGGCUGCUGUUGUUGCAACUGAAAUUAUGAAAGCAUCAAGUAGCAAAGCCGCAAUGCCAAACAAAUUUGCAGCAAAAGGAGGUGCCAUACUACCCCCACCCCCUUCACAUCCAGCACCUCCUCCCCCUACGGAAGUUGACCAGGAGAGGUUAGAUUUGUAUGGAAAAUCACUUGUGGCACAAACAAUUGCAGCCUUUUCAGCCGUGUCAGACAACAGCGCGAAGAAAACUGGAAAACCACAAGUGUCAUCAAGAUACCAAGCGGGGGAAUCAUCCUCUGAUAUUCCAGACGAAACAAUGUCUGCGGAACUGUUGGAGGCGAGAACAAACAGAGAUGUGCAAAUCUUGAACCACUGUAUUGAUGAUAUCGAGGACUUAGUCAUGAGAACAAAGAGAUCCGCUGAGGCCUGGAGAAAGCUGCAGAAAAAGAAGGGCAAAGUUAAACAAAGUUCCUUGACACUUGAAGCCCGCCCGCCGCCUGAGGCAGAAUUCUAUGAUGCAUUUCAAAAGUUAAAACAUGCCUUGAACUUGUUGGGCAAGUUGAGGCAGCACAUUCACAAUCCUAACGCUGCUGAAUUGGUUCACUAUUUAUUUGUUCCCCUUUCGUUGUUGAUUCGCUGCACAGGAGGCCCUGAGAAGGCCAGAGCAGUCAUUCUGCCUUUACUUACAACGCAAGCAAUAGACUUGCUCCAGAACUGUCUCUCCUCAAAGGAAACAGAAUUAUGGAUGGCUCUAGGACCCAACUGGACGUUGCCAAAGUCAAGCAAACAGUUCAAAGAUCAGUUUAUGGCUCCAUACACUCCUAUGUUCAAGGACGGCUGGACUCCACCUGAAGUGAUUGCUGGUAAAGACGUGUCCAACCUCAGUGCUGCUAUUGCUGCUAAUGCCGCUAAUGCCGCCGCUGUGGCCCAACUCAAUGAUGGAUCCAGAAAGGGGGAUGACUCUGCGGCAAACUUCACAAAUUCAGCCGUGAUAUCAGCCGCGGCUAAGUUCAGAAGACUGGCAAGUGUGAAAGGAUCUUCUGAAUCACCGCCACCAAGUCCACCCAAAAAAGGCUUGAGAAGAGUACGUGUCCUUUAUGAUUUCCAAGCAAGAAACAGCAAGGAACUGACGGUUCACCAGGGAGAAGAAGUUGCGGUUCUUCUUGAUAACCGUCAAUGGUGGUGCGUCAGAAACUCGGAAGGCUCCAUAGGCUUUGUGCCGAGCACAAUUGUAGAAGAAACAGUUAUCCUUCCCAGUCCUCCCUCAACGGCUCCUCCGCCCAUACCAACAGCAAUGGUUGCGACAUCUCAGACACUGGUGCAAAAAACCGAGACGGCAACUGUGUCUUCAUCACCACCAGGCACUGUGUCAGAGAGUCCUAAGAUCCCUCAUGUUGAGCUACGACCUGUGGGAAUGGCCAAGCAGAACAGACCUGUAUCUGCACCUCCUUCACAUCUGGUGAUCACCCCAGCCGCUCCUACAAGUCAAGCCCCUUCUAGCCCACCUCAACCUACCACUCCUCCACCGGUAAUCUUGAAGACGGUGAACGGUGCACAGAAAGAGAAAGUGAGCUCAACAGACAUGUUAAACGAUGAACUGAAGCGCAGAAUGACUCACAGUCAGGGGGGACUCACACCAAGGGCUCAACGGAAAGAUGCACAGACCGUUAAUCUGACGCCUGAUUCAAAUGCAAAGCAGGUCAAAGAGUGGCUUAAAAGUAAAGAUUUUAGUGACAGCUGUGUAGCGGCGUUGUCUGGCAAGUCCGCCAAAGACAUGGAAGCUAUGACAAAGGAUCAGCUGAGUCAAGCUUGUGGUGAUGCAGAUGGAGCAAGGGUGUAUAGUCAAUUUUCAGUGCAGAAAGCCAGUUGGAAGGCAACAAAUAAAGGAUCUGAAUUGGCGUUCAUUAUGCAAAAACGAAAGGAACGAUCGGAAGAAAAAGAGGAACCAAAUAAUGAUGGGGAGCUGCGCAUUAUUGUUGCUGAUGCUAAGGCUGCUGCAGCCAAGGAGGAGACGGAGAUCAGGCAAAGAACAUCCAGCACUGGAAAGAAAACAAACAAACCCGGCGCUCCUCCACCGAAACCCCGACCCAAGAGCUUUGCAGGGCCUGAGGUAAGGCCGCGUACAAAUACCAAGACGGACCAGAAUACACAGCAAGAGGCGUCCUUUGAUUCUGAGUUUAUUCCACCGCCACCAGUGCUAGAUGCUGAAGAUCAGCCGACAAGCAAAGAAGAAAGUCUGGUGGCGAGAAAGAUUUCCGUCGAAGAUGUCCAAAGCAUUAUGCAAGAACAGAAGAAACAACAGGAACUGUUGAUGGAACACGACAAAACGCUAUUCCUACUGGAGCAGCUUCAGAGACAAAAGUUAGAACUGGAACAACAGAAAAGGGAGUUUGAGGAACAACAGCAGAAGUUGAAGCAGGCCGAGUUACAGGAACAGCAGAAAGAGCUACAUCGUCAAAUACAAGCGCAGCAAGAUCAACUGAAAAUGAACGAGGGCAAAUUAGUGCAGCAACAACGCCUGCUUUCAAACUACGAAAAUAUUCCCGCACAGUACACUUACUCCCAGAUUCCCCCUGUUAUGCCCCAGAUGCCUGUAAUGCCCCUAGCGGGAGUGGGAACCGGGGCUCCGGCGUAUCUACCCAUGGGGGGCCUUCGGCCCAUGUACUCAGCGUACCCUGGUGCGAUGACUCAACCGGGAGUUACACAUAUGGUGCCUUCCAUGGGUGUACCCUCAUUAGCUCCAACACAGCCACCCACUCAGGGUUGAUGUGGCCGUAGGAUGAUUUUGUAGGAGUGCUUUGUGUUAUUUAGAAAAUCGAAAUUUUUGUAUAUUUGAUAAUCAAAUUAUGAGAUAGAAAAUGGUAGGCAUGAAGAGCGUUUUCUCUCAAGCUACCAAAAAGAGGGAAACUUAAGAGGAGAAUGUCUUCCCAUAGCUUUGUUUGUUAUACCAGCCAAUCAUGCAUGUCGAAUAGUCCGUUUCAGUGAUGGCGCUAAUUCGCAGGAUUGAGCCUUUGUGAGGAAAAAAAAUGCUUUCUGUUCAUCAAAAUCAAUUCAGGUAGUAAUUAGGAGGGGAGUAGUAGGGUAAGACAAGGUGGGGUGAUGGGAUGGGGUGGUAGGGGAGAAUAUUUAUCCACCGGGUUAUAUUUAGUAGAGGCAGCCAUAUUUCCAUUCGUUUCAUAAUUUCAUGCCGUUUUCAUUCGUCUCUAGAUUUCAUUCCGUAACAAAAUUACAAAUUAUGCCCUCCUCAUGUGGCAACUGCAUUGUGACUUGCUCAAGGAGCUGUGGUUUGUAUAGCAAUGUCACAUGAGGACCACAUUAGAACUACAUUAUAUGUUGAGGGCUUUGGUCACGCAACUUUUCCGUGACGCGUGUUCAUCUUCAAGAAUCGUGUACAACUCAUUUUACGCAUUCGUACACAUUAUGUCUUUUGGAUAAACAUGUUCCGCCUCUUAAAGAUACGUGGCGACUAUUUGGCAUUAUUUUGUGCGUAGCCCUCCUUAACGUGGUGGCAGCUUACUUAUGAUUACUUCUUAAGAGUUUUUUUAAGAAGCAAUCAAAAGUUCAACAUUUCCUCAUAAAUUUUUCAUUCACUUUACCCAUCGUUCCCCUUUUUUUUCAAGUCAAAACUGAAGAUAGAAUGUGCGUUAUAUUUUUGUAUCGCUCCCAGUGGAGUAAGUAUCUGCUUUUUGUAUAGUACGAUGUUUUGAGGUCGUUUUGUCCAGUUUUAGACAGGUCGAAUUGAAAUGAAGUCAAAAUAUGGUUUGUGUAGCUGUAGAGAAAUUCCGCGGAUCGAUUUGGAAUUUGAAUGAUCCACUGUUCAAAAAAAUAUUUCUGAAAACUGCUCACUAGACUUUCUCAUUUUUUCUCAGCAUUUCCUCAUAAAAUAGAAGUCGUUUUCAAACAAUUAAUACAAAAUUGAUCUUUUCUAGGAGAGUCUGGUUCGUUGGUUAUCCUUUGUGCCUUUUGUCUUGCUUAUUUGCUCCUGCGAGAUUCAUUUGUGAAAAUGUAGCAAAUGCGUUAAGAAAAAAUAGUAGGAGUGUUAGGAGAGACCGCUGCUGAGUUACUGUUACAAAAGUAUCUGUUGAACUACUCUUUAGAUCCACAAGCGUUCGCCUAAAAAAUGAGACCAAACAAAAUCUUGUUUAUGAAGUCGUGUGUAGUUUGCAGAAGUUUGAAAAUCAUUUCAUAUGUUGGUCCCGUUCGACCGUGAUGAAAGAUUUCCUGACAAUCAGCGACUGGUCAGCAGAAGUAAAAAUGUUAAUCGUAUUUAAGUAGCCAUGCAGACACAUAGAUAUUUGAUUAUUUACAAAAUUAAUUAAUGCGGUGUACAGAGUGCAGUGCUUUUUUCCUGCUUUGUACGCCAAUUCUUGCAGUAUUUACCAUUGAUCACCGUGUAAAAUCUCCCGGAAAUGUUGGUGUUUCUCUAUGAUUGUAGUUAAUUCAAGUAAAGAAGUGUAAGUUGAAUACAAGUGUGAUGCAUUAAAUGAAUUUACUUUCUUGUUACUGCA